Hyaloscypha bicolor E is the source of this 523-nucleotide messenger RNA. RefSeq lists its product as uncharacterized. Lineage: Eukaryota; Fungi; Ascomycota; Leotiomycetes; Helotiales; Hyaloscyphaceae. The record is from RefSeq and is a predicted model, not a curated record. Bases 155 to 442 code for a protein of 95 amino acids. The transcript has a single exon.
AUAACAUUUCAACGAAAGUGUUAAAUCGAAACAUCUCCCUCAUCAAAAUUGAACGGGAUCUUCCCUCCCCCCCGCCUGCAUAUCCCUUCAUCUAUUUUCCAUGUUUCGUCAAGGGAAGGGAUCUCGGAAUAAUAUCAAUGGAUAGAUCCAACACAUGAACGAGAUGUGGUUGAUGCUCAUUGCUUUUCUCUCUCAUGACUCAAGACCAACCCUAAGGCUGCCGCGGGUUCUUGCAGAUGCAACUGCACGCCGCCUAUUUAUAUACCUGAUUGAAUACAAUUCGCUGACACGUGCAAACGUAUCCUAUUCCAAAUCCCUCAUUUCAGCCCUGCUCCUCUCGAAUCCAAAAAAAUGUAAAAGGAGAAUUGUGAUGGUCACGUGCAUAGAAAAUACAAAUCUCCCGCAUCUGCGCAGAUGGUUCAUCAACAACGAACAUGCCUAAAAACAAGCUCUAUAAAACCUCUACCCCGCCGGAAUGUAUUCUCCGCUCUUACUCGUAGCCAAUGAAAUAUCUGGAAAAAGA